Messenger RNA from Glycine soja, 2937 nucleotides. RefSeq names its product serine/threonine-protein kinase-like protein CCR4. The coding region runs from base 370 to 2679 and encodes 769 amino acids. Lineage: Eukaryota; Viridiplantae; Streptophyta; Magnoliopsida; Fabales; Fabaceae. Gene Ontology annotation, biological process: protein phosphorylation. The record is from RefSeq and is a predicted model, not a curated record. The transcript has a single exon. Gene Ontology annotation, molecular function: protein serine/threonine kinase activity; ATP binding.
UUAAAUAUUAUAAUAAAUUAAUAUAACAAAAAGGUGAUGCCCUAUGAAAUUGCUGUUAUGCUUAUGAUCAACAUAGCGUGGAGAAAAAAUGACAUUCCAGCGCAUGCAUCAUGGUAGAAUUUUAAAAUGGAUGUUUCUUAUGGGGCAAUUUUUUUAGCGAGUGAAAUGACCGAGUCAGAGUACGUAGAUAAUUAGACUUGGUCUUGCCUAGGCUGGUCAUAGCAAUAGCAACGAUAGCGUCACUGUUGUGAAACCGCGUAUUGCCUUUAUUUAUUUUUUUGCAUAAGAUAAAACCUCUUCAGUCUCUUCUCUAAUGAAUCAGUAGUCACACCAUGAAAUUAUUGAAUCCUUUUAUUCAUUCCCAAUUCCAUGGCACCUUUUCUCAUUAAUCACCUCUUUGUUUUCCUUUUUUGUCUUCGAGCCAUAAACACACUUUCCACCACUGUUUCCAUCUCUGAAACUUCCAAUUCCAACCAAACACUUAUCUGUGUCCUGCAACACCCAAACCAACAAGGACAAUCAAAUCUCAACUGUACCAGCUUCCCUCAGGCUCAGGCUAUUACACUUGAUGUCAAUCCCAAUGUUUCUUACUCUCAGAUUGUGGGCGGCAACGGGUUCGUGUGUGCUUUAGGACCUUUGUCUUCUUCCAUCUCCGUCAUGGGCUGUUGGAGAUUCUCUGCCAAUGCUACAUACAAUGUUCCGUACAAACGCAUCUACCGUGGACCCCUCGUGGAAGAUAUCGACAGUGGCAACUCUCACGUUUGCGGUCUUGUAAGAAAAGGAAAUAAGAACAAUAGCCUUGAGCUGGAGUGUUGGCAAUGGCAUGGGUUCAAUUCAAGCAUGUCCAUGCCCAUGUCAAGCGUUGCAGUUGGAGAGAAUUUCGUGUGUGGCUUAUCAGAGAGAGGGGACGUUAAUUGCAGGGAAAGAGGAAGGGGUAAUGGGAGUAGGGUAAGAGUUGUGGUUGAUGCCCCUGCGCCCGGUGGGAAUUACAGUUAUAUCGCAGCUGGGUUUAGGCAUGCCUGUGUCAUAUCUGGUGAUGGUAGCUUGCAUUGUUGGGGAGACAUGGAGGAGGGUCAGAAACCACCGCAAGCUGGGAGCUUCAUUUCUCUGGCGUUGGGAGAGAAGCGAAGCUGUGCACUUGGGGACGACAGAAGAGUUGUGUGUUGGGGGUCCAAUAAUUUCAGCAUGCCACGCAGAUUGCAAGACACUUACUUCGAAUCAAUUGUGGCAAAGCGAACCGUUUUCUGCGGAGUCUUGUCUUCUGACUAUUCCUUGCUCUGUUGGGGUUCCAAAAUAUUUGAGUCAAACAACAAGGUGUUUGACGACGUCCUCCCAGGACCUUGUCGGAACGAGUGCCCGUGUGGGCCCCAGUCAAAUUCAGCCAAACUAUGUAACUCUCCUGGAGGAGUCAUUUGUCAACCCUGUUCACCCAGAGUGGUUCAAUCUCCCUCGCCUCCAUCGAACCAAAGUGGUGGUUGGAGCAGCCAAAUGGUGGCGUUUCUGGUGGUUGGUUGUGUGGGAUGCAGUUCUCUAUUGCUAGUCACGGCCUUCUUCCUUAACAGGUACUGCAACUCCAAACGCAGAGGAAGCCGCGUCCAUGACUCUGGCCGCUUGGAUGACGAUCCGCAGGCACAGGAUGGAUCUCGUGUUCUUCAGAAGCGCUUGAGCCACGCCAUAAGCAUGGGAAAUGGGAGCCCUUUGGAGGAGUUCUCCCUGGAGACACUGCUUCAAGUCACCAACAAUUUCUGUGAGGACAAGAGAAUUGGGCUUGGUAGCUUCGGUGCAGUGUACCAUGCCACCCUGGAGGACGGCAAGGAGGUUGCUAUAAAAAGAGCCGAAGCCUCAUCCUCAACCUACACAGUUUUGGGUGGGCAAGGGCAAGUGGACAAAGACAAUGCCUUUGUGAACGAGCUGGAAUCACUCUCAAGACUCCACCACAAGAACCUGGUCCGGUUGUUGGGGUUCUAUGAAGACAGCAAAGAACGCAUUUUGGUGUACGAUUACAUGGACAAUGGGAGCCUGAGUGAUCAUCUCCACAAGCUCCAAAGUUCAGCUCUCAUGUCAUGGGCAGUGAGAAUCAAGGUGGCUCUAGAUGCUGCAAGGGGCAUAGAGUACUUGCACCAAUACGCCACUCCACCAAUCAUUCACCGUGACAUUAAGUCUGCCAACAUAUUAUUGGAUGCCAAGUGGACAGCAAAAGUGUCUGAUUUUGGACUCUCUCUCAUGGGCCCUGACCCUGAAGAUGAGGAUGCCCACCUUUCACUUCUGGCCGCUGGCACUGUUGGCUACAUGGACCCUGAAUACUAUAGGCUUCAACAUUUGACCCCCAAGAGUGACGUCUACAGCUUUGGGGUGGUUUUGCUUGAGUUGCUCUCCGGCUACAAGGCCAUCCAUAAAAACGAGAAUGGGGUGCCACGAAAUGUUGUUGAUUUUGUGGUGCCAUUCAUUUUCCAAGAUGAGAUUCACAGAGUGUUGGACAGAAGAGUGGCCCCACCCACGCCCUUUGAGAUAGAGGCAGUGGCCUACGUCGGUUAUUUGGCUGCUGAUUGUGUUAGGCUUGAAGGUCGAGAUAGACCAACUAUGUCUCAAGUUGUAAAUAACUUGGAAAGAGCAUUGGCUGCAUGUUUAGCCAAACCAAUACUCUCUAGGUCCACCACCGAUUCUAUUUCUUCACAAUAGCUCAUCUUUCGCUCCCUUGAAUGGAUUCUCAAAAGAAAUUGUCAACUUUUGUACAUUUCUCCACCUUUUUUUUUUUAAAAAAAAAAAAAUCUAAUUUCGACGUCACCAGACGAGUCAAUUAUACUAACCCGGUCCAAUUUUUGUUUUAUUUUGUAAUGGAUGACUCCUAUAAGUGUAUUAUCAUAAAUUUGAUUCUUGCACCAACCAGCAAGGAAAAAAAAAUAUACACCAUGUUGAAUCAGUGCAUUUUAAGCAAAA